AGAGCGGUCAAAGAAUUGAGAACUCUCAGGGUGGCCUCUUACUUGCACUCUACCCUUCUCACGUCUUCGUACAUGUACUUAUACUGUAUUCAACGUGUUUAUAGGUUGUGUGAAGCUCUGAGGACAGUUCUGGGAGGGAAAACCUAAAGAAGCAUCUAAACUCUGGACGAAGAAACUCAGCUGUCCCCAUUGAUCGGCUUACAAUGAAGCCGGUGUUUGUCCUCCUUGUUUCCACUGCCUGGACUUUGACUGGAGCCCAGUAUUACUACCAGGGGCUGAUGGAUUAUCUGGAGAACAGGUUGUUGGCUAUGGAGGACCGCAUGCAGUUGUGGCAUGAGCAAUCCCAUCGCUACCACACAGAGCAGCUGGAUUUCAAAAAGCUGACUGCUGAGGCCAUGGAUGGUCUGAGAAAUCAGCACAGCAUGAUGUUCAAAGACAUGGAAGGAGCUGCACUCCGAGUGGACCGGGUGGAGGGAGAGAUGGACUACGUGGAGACCCAGACUACCCCUCGGGCUUGUGUGAAUAAGGCAGACAAGGUGCUGGAGCAGGGAACCUGGAGCCUACAGGAGAGCAGAGGAGUGGAAGAGGAGGAAGAAGACUGGGAGGAGGUGCACUCCAGAGUCUCUGACUGUGUGGAAAUCAUCUCUGGCAUCAGAUCAGUGAAGAUCCUAAAGAGAGUGGGCAGUCCCAAGGGCAUGUGGACCAGAGACCCCAGGUCGUCCAAGGUUUAUGUCUUUAACGGGACAUCAGGGGACAACAUCGACCAGUUCAACUCCGUACAAAACUUUUCCCGCUCUCCUGGCGUCACCAGCAGCCGACAGAUCAGGCUUCCCUCUGAUUGGAGAGGUCCUGGCAGCACCGUCUACGACGGCUAUUUGUACUACAUACAGCAGGAGGAUGAUACGGACAUGCAGGUGAUCAAAUAUGACCUGCUGAGUGGCUCGGUGACAGACGCCGCCAUGUUCCCCGUGGAGAGCCACGCUACUGUUUACAACCUCAACCCAGAAACUGUUGCAGAUCUAGCAGCAGAUGACGAAGGCCUCUGGCUAUUGUACGCAACCAGCGACAGUGAACCGAACAUCCACCUUGCGAAGAUGGACCGCGACUCACUCGAUAUAGAACAAAUCUGGGACACCCGGUGCCCAAGGGAGAACGCAGAGGCGGCUUUCGUAGUCUGUGGGACUGUCUAUGUCGUUUACAACACACGCCUGGCCAGCCGGUCUCGAAUCCAGUGCCUUUUUGACGUCAACGACAUGGUCAUCAGCGAGGAGGCUCCCCUGAUCUACUUUCCCAGGAGGUACGGAGCCCACGCCAGUCUGAAAUACAACCCAGAGGAAAAACAGCUCUACGCCUGGGACGAUGGCUACCAAAUCAUUUACAGACUGACCAUGAAGAGGAAACUCCUGGUGUGACGGCAGGGAAGCAGUGUAAUGUUUUCAAAGGCAAUGAGAAGGAAUAGGAGCAGUACAUUUACACAUGCUAUGCCAUAAGUCUUUCAGUAGCGUGCACACUCUUUAUUCAUGGUAGAUUUAAUGGGGAUCAGCCAUAACACAUUUUUAAGCAAAAGAAAUAGCCUUUGAACUAUUAUUUAUUAAUUUGAUUCUGUUCUUUUGUGUGUUGUAUACCAAAUGAAAAUGCCCCUUAGAGGCUGUGCAAUCUUACUGUUAUGUGAUGUUUUGUGUCAUCUCCCCUCAUUUAAUUUGAUCAUUUGAUUCAGAUGAAAUCUCAUUUCCUUUGUGCCUGCUCCUGCUUGUUAAGCCACUAUAUAGUGUUGUCAUUAUAUGCUGUGUUUUAUUGCCCCAAAACUGACAGUGCGGAGAGGAUUUUUGCAUAAGUCUUUUAAUCAAAGAAAAUAAUAUCAUAUCACAGAACUGAUAACACAUCACACCCUUUGGGAGAAAAAACAACAACAACAAACUGCUGUUGAUUUUCAGACUUGUUGAAACAAAAGAAUGAAACAAUUUGUGACUGAAAUAAUGUCUGCCAUUUCAGUUUACUUUAUUACACACUGGGUCACUCAUGUUGAGAGUCUUCAUAAUGAUCUAGGAACUCGUAAUAGACUUGCCUCCACUAACAACUGUUGAUGUCAGUCACCAGAACAUUUUCUCAAUCAUUUCUAUUAUUACAAAUACAAAAUGUUCAAUAAAAAAUUGGAAAUUCAGUGCUAUCAUAACAGCUGGAAGGAGUACAAGAUUAUAUCAAGAAACAUUACAAUAUUAGGCAAAGCUAGCAGGUCUUGAAAGACUCCAUAAACUGAGGCAAUUGAUUUAACAGGUUUCUUCUACGAUGAAAACACACCACAUUGUCAAAGAAAUAUGACCUUUGUAAAGCACAUGUUUAAAACACUGUUUCAACACUAAAAUAAGAUAUUAGAAAUCUAUGAAUAAUGCCAUUAGGGAGGAAUUUCACCAUCAAAAUAACUGUGAAUGAGAGCAAAUUUCACACUGUCGUGGAGGGGUGUCUAUGCUAUGAUGGAUUACGUCAAGCAUGAACAAUAAUGCACUGACUCGUUCUCGCUAUAACAAGUGCCAAUUAGAGAAAUGCGACUGCUCUGUAGACGCUGACCCGUCCACCCAUCAGCUGCCCCCGCGCUGUCGUCUGAUAAACAUACACACACUGAGGUACUAAACAGCUCUCUCUGGGUACACUUACCCAUAAAGGAAAUGGCUAAAACAGAUCCAGCUGGGUCUGCUGAAUGCAUCUGCUCAUGUCUUGAUGUCUGGCCCCUAAUUUCCCAAACUGUGUUAUAUACUGUAUAUAGCAUGUUCAUCGUAUGUUUCAGUUGUAAUAUCGCUUGUCCUCCGGUGAGGCACCAGAGGUCUAGACCAGUCUAAGCCACGGCCAAGAACAUUCUUACAUAUCAGAUUUAAGUUGCUGUUUGAGAUAAUACGGACACUAUUCAGUAAAUGGGCCUCUAUCUGUGAAUGUUUCGUGGCAGUUUUCCUGCCUGAUAUCACAUUUGACUCCGUAGCUCAAGAUUUCCUGGCCCGAAUGAAAGUGAUGUUAUCUGUGCUUGCCAAUUCCAGCAAAACAAAACUACUGCUACUGGAGGAAAAUCCUGUAAAUAGAAAACCAAAUGAUUAUGUUUUAUUCUCAUUGUAAAGAUGUGGAACCUCAAUUAUGUAAUAUUUUAAUUAAAAGCUAUUGAUGCAUUACUUUUUUUCAUCUGAGCAGAUACAGCAUCAGUUAUCCUUGCCUUAACUGCAAUUUUGUGCAUAUUAUACUUUAUUAAAACUUCUAAUUAUUGUAAAGAGAGCAAAUAUUAUGCAGGGACCCGAUCCUGCACCAGCAUAGAGGAAUUAUACUGGUGCAAGAUGAUACAACAGCGGUGCUGCAGUCUUUUUCUUAAUCACAUCAAAUAUCUACAAAAAAAAAAUCUAUUAUCCACAUAUUGCUGGCAACAGUAUGAUUAAUGACAUAAACAUCAAGAAAGUUGCAUGUUUCGAAGUUCAAAAGACGAAUAUGUUCACCUUUUUCAGAGUUUAGGUUAUUCUCAAUAAUCACCACCAACAAAGCUAAAUAUAUUCAAAAUGUCGGUACUCUUUUUUUUUUUUUUUCCUUUUAAUAUAUUUUCUGCUUUUCUGCUUCGAAAAACAAAACAUACAUACAGUAACCGGCAGACGUCUGUACAUGAAACUAUAGACAUCCAUCAAAACCUAUUGACAAAAAAAGAACUAGAGAGACAAAGAAGUGCUUUUGAACAGUGUUUGUCUGCUUUCAUUUGGAAGAAAAGCGUGAGAUUGCGCCAAA
This is a messenger RNA of Anarrhichthys ocellatus (wolf-eel), 3750 nucleotides long. It is a transcript of the gene olfml3a, whose product is annotated as olfactomedin-like 3a. Bases 204 to 1412 code for a protein of 402 amino acids. The transcript is spliced from 3 exons. Gene Ontology annotation, biological process: signal transduction. The record is from RefSeq and is a predicted model, not a curated record. Lineage: Eukaryota; Metazoa; Chordata; Actinopteri; Perciformes; Anarhichadidae.